This is a messenger RNA of Halichondria panicea, 1623 nucleotides long. RefSeq names its product cell adhesion molecule DSCAML1-like. The transcript is spliced from 4 exons. The record is from RefSeq and is a predicted model, not a curated record. The coding region runs from base 95 to 1027 and encodes 310 amino acids. Lineage: Eukaryota; Metazoa; Porifera; Demospongiae; Suberitida; Halichondriidae.
AUUAGCACUACAGACUAUAAUUGUGGCGACCAGAUUAUAUGAACUACUAUCAUUCUUCUAUUUUGUUCAGUUAUCAUUUGGUCAGAUCUCAUUCAUGGGUCCAGCAGAAAUAUUGAAAACAUUACCAACAAGUUUGAGUGGCCUACAGACAUUAACAAUUCUUGAUUUCAAUUUGCUACCAGUGACACUACAUGAAGAGAAUUAUACUGCAACAUGGACUCUACCUAAUGGGGAAAUGGUAUCUAUGGAAAAUCAAAGUCCAAACAGGAAUAUAUUUGUCUUGAAAGGACGAAUUCCUCUAAAUGCUACUACAAAUGGGCCAAGCACAGCUCUACUGAUUCAAAGCCUGUCCUACACUGAUGCUGGUGUGUACAGAUGUAGUGUACAGGACGACCGCAACCCAGGCUCUCCACCAAUAGAAGGAACAAUAGAGCUAAGGCUGACAUUAACACUAACUGCUAUAAACUCAAGCGUGACAAUAUUGGACAAUGCUUCAUUUGUGGAACUAAGAUGUGAUAUGAGUGACUACAUUCGACCUGAUGAUCAACUGCAAUGGUUCAGAAAUGGAGAAAUGAUAACCCCAGGACAGGCUAGACGACAGAUCACUUUCAUGAAUGGAACCGCCAGGCUAGGACAGUUUGGAGAUCUUUCAAUCCAAUCAUCGAGAGUUUCGGUGCUCACAAUCUCAAAUCCUGUUUUAAGUGAUACUGGAGUGUACAAUUGCCGUGUGAUGGAGACUACAGAAUUCGUUGAUAUUGCACUAAUUGUACAGAGUUCAGCCUUACUUGGGGGGGUAACAGAGAUCUCAGCUACUAUUGACUCAACUACAGUUCGUCUGCCAACCAAUACAUCGUCAGAAACCACACCAACUCCAAUAGUGACCAUUGCACUAGGUGUAACGUUUGGUGGACUAGCACUACUCUAUGGUGUGAUUUAUAUAGUGUGUGCAGCAAAGUGCAAGAAUCUGAAGCAGCAUCAGCAAAAUCACGAUCCUUAUGACCACUGUCAAGAGGGCGGCCCGUUCUAAUUAUUAACAGUUGCUUUCUAUGGAAUGAGUUACCUAUAGUAAAUUAGUCAAUAGUAUACCUCCUAUAAAGUUUAUACUCUUGGACGUUACCUGAACACAACCAGUUAGUUACCCUAUACCCUUUAACUAUAUAAUGAUGUUUGUGUUAGGGAGCACCUCGAGAGGCUAGUGGCCUACUGUGCUUCCCUUUUCUGUGUGUUGGAUAAAUCUUAUUGAUUUAUUGAUUGAUUGAGUUUCCACCGCCUCCACUACCACAGCCUGAAACCGAUAAUGAUGAUAUAUUCAAGAUAAUGAUUCACCUGACCACAAUUAUGAGACAACAAUGCACACUUAUGACUACCAACCCAGCAUAGCAGGCAUCUCUGUUGAUACCAAUAUUGCCUAUGGUAUGGUUAAAGACAUUCGUACUACAGCUACUAAUUCAGCUCAGCAACAAGAUGAAACACCCCCUGCUACCAACCCAACCUUUGAAGAUCAGUGCAAUAUAUGAGUUAGCUUAAUUAUUGUUUAUCUGUUUCGCACCCAACAUUACAAACGAAAAGUGUUGCAUUAUUUGUAUAGACUAUACAAUUGAAUACCAUGCAUACCUACGUUAC